Molecule: messenger RNA, 1417 nt
Organism: Brassicogethes aeneus
Lineage: Eukaryota; Metazoa; Arthropoda; Insecta; Coleoptera; Nitidulidae
Source: the annotation of a GenBank genome assembly
CAUUAACUUUGAUAACAGUCGAAUAAAAAUGAGCGAAGAAUGUCAUCCUUUAGUUGCGAGCAAUAAAAAGUUACAGUGCAGUGAAAAUGGUGUGGAAAUUACGAAAAAAGGUCUCGGCCUUUUUUCCGCUACGGUUUUCGUGGCCGGCGAAAUGGCCGGCAGUGGGGUGCUAGCCUUACCUAAGGCUGUCGUCAAUUGCGGAUUUAUUGGGUUAAUUUUACUGCUGGUAUUUUGUGGAAAUGCGGCUUACGGUGGCAUAAAAUUGGGCCAUUGCUGGCAAAUCAUAGAAGAACGAUACCCAGAACACAGAAAAAGCACCAGAAACCCAUACGCGGUUAUAGCUGAUAAAGCUGUGGGAAAUUUCGGUAGUUACUUAGUGUCCCAUUGUAUAAGAAUAACUCUAUUCGGAGCUGGAACUGUCUACAUUCUACUGGCAGCACAAAUAUUUCAGGAACUCUUUGCCAAUGUUUUACCAGUAAUGAGUUCCUGCUCUUAUUUUUUAAUCAUUGCAACUCUACUUGUACCGCCCAUGUGGCUUGCAUCGCCCAAGGAGUUUCAUUACGUUGGCGUUGGAGCACUUUUUACCACCAUCAUUGCCUGCAUUUUAUUUUUUAUCCAAAUAAUUUUCGAUGGUACCCUCGAAAGCAACAAACCAAUCCAUAGAGUUCACGGUUUUAAGGAUUUCUUCCUGUCGUUUGGAACACUUUUGUUCGCAUUUGGUGGAGCUUCAACUUUUCCGACCAUCCAGAAUGACAUGAGGAACAAAAAACAGUUUUCUACUUGCGUUUUGGUCGCUUCUGGAGUUAUCCUGUUUCUAUAUCUUCCUUUGAGUGCUGCUGGAUAUUAUGUGUAUGGGGAAGCUGUACAAUACAAUAUUACAUUAUCUUUGACCAAAAGCGCGUAUGUUUACGUGGCUAACAUUCUAAUGGCUGUGCAUUUGAUAUUUGCCUUUUUGAUUGUGACAAACCCUGUAUCGCAAGAGUUAGAAGAAUCUUUCAAUGUACCAAAGGUUUUUGGCUGGAAGAGGUGUUUUUUGAGAACCAUGAUGAUGAUAGCAAUGAUGUUGAUAGGAGAAACAUUUCCACAAUUUGGAGUGAUACUUUCCUUAAUAGGGGGUUCUACUAUAACUCUAUUAACGUUUGUUUUCCCCCCAUUUUUUUACAUGAGACUGUGUGAUAUGGAAAGCCCCAAAUGGAGCAAAAGGAUUAUUCCUUUACACGAAAAAAUCUAUAUGUGGCAGUUGGUAGUCAUAGGACUUUUUGGUGGAUGCGCGUCCACAUACAGCUCUAUAAAUACAAUUUUCGGAAGUGAUUCUUUCACGAAACCUUGUUACUGGGUGCAGUAAUGUGAUAUCUGAUUUAUUUAUUUUCUUUAAAAUGUUGCCGCAUUUAUUCGGAGCAAUUGCGUUAUAAUAUAA